CUUUAUAUUUUACAGAGUAGUUUGCGACAAUGCCAACAACGACGUGACAAAAAGCCGAUCAUUUCCCGGCCGGCCGCUAAAAUGACAAAACAACCACCAACCAACGCGUAAAUUUGUAUCAUCUCAAGUCUCAACUAUUUGCAAGGAGAUGUAUCAAAUGAAACCAAAUCGACAAUGACCACAAUGGCUUCCUCUGCCUCUCCCCUGAAAUCCCUCCCCGAAGACCUCCUAAUCGAAAUCCUCACUCGAUUACAGGUAAAAUCCAUCCUCCGAUCCAAAUCCGUCUCCAAACGAUGGUCAACUCUCCUCACAACACCCCAAUUCAUCGCCGCCCACCUCCACUGCUCUGCCUCCGACAAUCCCCUGCUCAUCAUCCGCCACGGCCAAACUACAGGGGACCUCAGAAUCUCCGUGCUCGACUCAAACCUGGCAACCGUCCACCGCGAUUUGCCGGUUCCCGUCCCAAGAUACGACGAUUUCUCCGCCUCGAUCGUCGGUUCCUGCAACGGCCUGCUCUGUCUCGAGUACAGAACCACCAGAACAGCGCUCUGGAACCCUGCCACCAAGCAGUUCGCCUGGAUCCCGGAACUGGACCUCCGAUCCCCUUUCCGCCACGUGACGAGGUUCGUCGCCAUCGCGGAGAGCUACGGGUUCGGGUUCAACGGCGAGAUUGAGGAUUACAGGUGGGUGAAAUUCGCCGGAUUUUACUACAGGGACUGGAGGAGCGAAGAUGAAGCGAUAUGGGAAAGUUUGGAAGUGAAGGCGGCGGUGUUCUCGUGGAAGAGCUGGUCGUGGAAGGAACUGAGAGGUGCGCGAAUUCCGGCUGCUUCUUAUGGCCAUGCGGUGGCUGCAAACGGGCAUCUGUACUGGAUCGGGGGAGGGGACGGGAUGAGGGAUUUCGUGCUGACGUUCGAUCUCGUGGCGGAUUCAUUUCGGAUUGUCGAUUUGCCCGAGGCUCGGCCUGAUGAUGGUGGAUUGCUGACGCUCGACAUCGUGGCGAGGAUCGCGGCGUUCAGGAGCUGCCUGGAAUUGAGGUUGUACGAUGAUGAUGAGUUGGAGGUGUUGGUGAUUGGGGAGAAUGGAGUGGACAUGAGAGGGGAGACGUGGGAGUUUAUGUGUCGAUACAGAUGGUUUGAUAGUUCUACUGAUCGAGAAACGGUUGAAAGUUGUUGUGAGGGGUUGUGGAAGGGGCUUCAGAUUUUUAGACUGAUGCGAGGAGGGAGUAGGGAUCAACUGUACUUGUUUGAUCCGGGAAGCAGAGUGAUUCGUCGGUUUGAUGAUCUCGUGGGUAUUGUGUUUGGAGUUGGCAGUUUUGUGCAUAGUCUUGUUCCGGUUCGAGGUGUGAACAAUGGUGUUGAGUUGUGAUGAUCAUAGGCUUAUAGCUAAUUUUUUAGUAGGGUUUCAAUUUUCAUCAUUCAGGUUGUUAAUCUUGAUAAUAAGGAUUCAGUUUGGUUUGGUUGAUUAUUUCAUGUUUAAGAUCAUAUUUUGUUGGUGUAGGAAAAUUUAAAAAUAUAAAAAAGUUUGUGCACUCAUUUGAAGAUUAUAUUUUUCAUUUCCUCCAACUUUGUGACAUCUUUUAAAGAUAUUAUAAAUGAAAUAGAAUUUUGUAUGAACACCAAAGUUAGGAUUUAUCGUUAGGUUCCUCAAUACAACACCACAUUUAGUCAACAUGGCUAGGUUCACACAAUGCCUUAAUAGCUAUGUUUCUUGUCUUCGUCAGCUUUAGAGCUUCAUUUCAGCCUGAUUUGGUAUAUGUCCUCAAACACACCUUGUCGUAGUUAGUCUCUUGACCCCGAUCAAUAUAAGCCAAACGCACGAUAUUUUUGGAAAGUACAAUGGCCUUUUGAAAAAUAAACAUUUAAAAAUAAA
Messenger RNA from Linum trigynum, 1869 nucleotides. Lineage: Eukaryota; Viridiplantae; Streptophyta; Magnoliopsida; Malpighiales; Linaceae. The record is from the annotation of a GenBank genome assembly.